This is a messenger RNA of Micropterus dolomieu (smallmouth bass), 951 nucleotides long. It is a transcript of the gene ppp1r14d, whose product is annotated as protein phosphatase 1 regulatory inhibitor subunit 14D. Bases 220 to 582 code for a protein of 120 amino acids. Gene Ontology annotation, molecular function: protein serine/threonine phosphatase inhibitor activity. The transcript is spliced from 4 exons. Gene Ontology annotation, biological process: regulation of phosphorylation. Gene Ontology annotation, cellular component: cytoplasm. NCBI's taxonomy places the organism in Eukaryota, Metazoa, Chordata, Actinopteri, Centrarchiformes, Centrarchidae. The record is from RefSeq and is a predicted model, not a curated record.
GAGAACCAGAGCCAGUGUUACAGAGAGGGAGAGCAGAAACAGUCAACAAGAUAACAAGAGCUACGCGUGGGACAGCAGCCCACCGGAAAAGCGACGAUAGAGACAGAGCAGGCGAGCUGGUGUGCAAAACAAACGUGUCAGAGCCUGUGGGUCUGUCUGUCUGUGUGUGUGUGUGUGAGCUCAGUGUGUUUCCACGGUUCUCCCGAGGCCGUGGCAGCCAUGGCAUCAGACCCCAGCACCCAGUCCAGGGUGAUGUUCCAGGCAACGGGCAAAACAGAGGAGCCGGCGCACCGCAAGCUGGGAAAGCUGACAGUGAAAUACAACCGCAAGGACCUGCAGAGGAGGCUGGAUAUCGAGGAGUGGAUCGACGGGCAGCUGCACCUCCUAUUUGACUGUGAGGAGGAAGAGAUUCCAGAGUUAGAGAUUGACAUAGAUGAGCUUUUGGAGCUGACGGACGAGGGGCAGAGAACCCGGCUGCAGGAGUUGUUGCAAGAAUGCGGAAAGCCGAAAGAGGAUUUUAUCAACAGCCUGCUCUACAGGAUAAAGGGUCUACGCAAAAUGUCAGGUCCCUUGAAGAAAUAAUUAUAGGUCAAAUAAAGAAUUGAGACAAGGUGGAGGCUCUUAUCUUUCCAUCCCCCAUGUGUUAACUGUUUGGAUGCCUGUAUGUGUGGUCCCCCCACCCCCCUGGGUCAGCAUCAAUCUAACAGCAGAGCAGUUGGGGUUUGAAUGGCUGAAUAGUUUUUUAUUAUUUCACUUUAUUUUAUGGACAGUUAUAACAUCUCGUCUCCCAUCAAUAUACCAAUAAUGCACAUGUGAUAAAAGUUGUACUAUUACACAGACAGACUGUUUCUUUUGUGUAAGACUGUACAUUUUCUGUUGCCUAUUUAUGUACAUAAAUAUUUUUGUUCUGAUAGCAGUGUUAUAAGUCAAAAUAAAAUUGAACAUUUUCAA